Molecule: messenger RNA, 1639 nt
Organism: Symbiodinium necroappetens
Lineage: Eukaryota; Dinophyceae; Suessiales; Symbiodiniaceae
Source: the annotation of a GenBank genome assembly
GCACGCUGAUUGUCUCCGGCAUCCCGCAAGUGCCAAAGGAGAAGUUCGACAAACUCCUAGGUGUGAUCUCGAAGCUGUUCAACAAGUACGGCGACAAUGAAAAAGAGAUGCCCUUCAACGCAGCAGGCACUAUGACGGAGGGCUGCGUCCUCAUUACGUAUGAGUCGUCCGAUGCAGCCACUCAGGCGCAGCAGGCCCUGGAUGGCAUGAGCUUAGACAAGAAGCACACCUUCAAGGUCGUGAAGUUGGACCAGUUCAACGACAUCACGAACCGAGAUGAGGACUUCAGGCCAAGGCGUACUCUCGCCAGCUACUCUCGGACUGACUUCCGAACGUGGCUCACGGACACGAAGUGCCGUGAGCAGUUCCUGCUGCGGUACCAGACAGAGACAGAGAUCUACUGGCACGACACGACCAUAGGCGAGCCGACUCUCUCCUAUGGUGGAGAGCGAGAGAAGCGCACAGGAAAGAUUUGGUGCGACUGGCAGGUGCAGUGGUCCCCUCUGGGCCACUUCCUGACGACCUUUCACAAGCAGGGUGUGGCCCUUUGGGGCGGCCCUGAGUUUACCAAGAAGAUCCGCUUCGCCCACGACGGCGUGAAGUACUUGGAAUUCUCGCCGACGGAGGAGUAUGCCCUGACGUGGAACGGCACGUCGGCGCUAGAGAACGACACGCAGGCCGUGCGCAUCCAUCGCGUCCUGACGGGUGAGAGCGUCUUCAAUUGCCGCACGCCAGCGGUCGCCCCCUUGGGCGGAGACUUCCCUCACUUCCUUUGGAGCCAUGACGGCAAGUACUUCGCCGAGUGCAAUGAGGCAUCGAUCUCCGUUCGCGAGACCGACACCUUCCAGCUCAUCAAGGAUGAGGACGGGAAGAAGCGAACGCUGAAGUUCCCGGAGCUUAGCACCUUCCAGUGGUCCCCGAAGGACAACCUGCUUAGCGUUUGGUGCUUGGAGAAGGAGAACAAUCCCGCCAGAUUGGUCCUCGUUGAGAUCCCGUCGCGUCGCGAGCUGGCGUCUCGGUCUCGAACGCAGGUGGAGGCCUCAAUGCACUGGCAGUCCGAGGGCGACUACCUUUGCCUCAUCAACACCAAGCUUAGCAAGACCAAGAAGAAGGGCGCGACAAACCUCGAGAUUUUCCGCAUCCGGGAGAAGAACAUCCCUGUGGACAUCGUCGAGGUCAAAGACUCCGUCCGAGGUUUCCACUGGGAGACGAAGGGCCACCGCUUCUCCUUGCUGACCAGUGAUGAGUCUGGACACCAUCCGAAGAUGUUCAUCUACGGCCUCAGCAAGGAGAAAUGCGAAGUGCUCAGCUUCUUCGACUUGCCGUCCAACAGCUACAACAAUUUCUUCUGGGCACCAGAGGGGCAGUAUUUUGUCUGCGCCGCGGUGGGUCACGGAGACCUUCUGUUCGGAGGGAUGACCAGCGACAACAAGCUCGAGAUCCUGCACAAGGAUGAGCACUUCAUGCUCACGGACGUGCAGUGGGAUCCGUCAUCCAGGUACGUCAUUACGGCGGUGACACAGCCCAUGCAGAACGAAAUUGGCGGCUUCAAGUACAGCAUGGAGGCCGGAUUUGCGAUCUGGACCUUCCAGGGCCGAGUUCUGCAUCGGCAGCAGAAGGAGAAGCUGUGGCAAAUCUC